Zychaea mexicana is the source of this 426-nucleotide messenger RNA. RefSeq names its product GPI-GlcNAc transferase complex, PIG-H component-domain-containing protein. NCBI's taxonomy places the organism in Eukaryota, Fungi, Mucoromycota, Mucoromycetes, Mucorales, Lichtheimiaceae. The record is from RefSeq and is a predicted model, not a curated record. Gene Ontology annotation, biological process: GPI anchor biosynthetic process. Bases 1 to 426 code for a protein of 141 amino acids. Gene Ontology annotation, cellular component: glycosylphosphatidylinositol-N-acetylglucosaminyltransferase (GPI-GnT) complex. The transcript has 3 exons.
AUGUCCACAAUAACCACCAUGGAUCUUUUGUACGGGAUGCUAGCCGCUAUCAUUUACUGGUUUGUGCCACUACCCAAGGUUAAUUGGGCUGUCUACUUUCACGUAUCGGUGGUACCUGAAAAUAAUUACUAUUACAUCAUGUGCGUGCUUCUAUUAUGGCUAUGGCUGAAAACACAUACUGUCAAACAAGAAAGUAUUCUUGCUAUCAAGGAUAUAGGCAUUCAGGUACGGACGGUCUACUGGGGUGGCCGAAGUGUAUCGAAAUUCAUCGAUCAGCAUAAAAUCGAUGACAUUAUCAUCAAUGAAGGCAUCACCAUGUGGCAGAUCAAAUCGUACAUGGCCAUUUUGAUCAAGAAUCAGGAGCGUAUGGUGGUUGUAUUUGAGGUAUUUGUCUUUGGAUACAAUGACUGGAAAUACGCUCGAUAA